Molecule: messenger RNA, 1998 nt
Organism: Lachancea mirantina
Lineage: Eukaryota; Fungi; Ascomycota; Saccharomycetes; Saccharomycetales; Saccharomycetaceae
Source: the annotation of a GenBank genome assembly
AUGAGUGGCAAAUUUGUGCGUGCUUCGAAGUUCCGGCACGUCUAUGGCCAGGCUGCCAAAAAAGAGCUACAAUAUGAAAACAUUCGUGUAACAAACAACGCAUGGGAUUCCAACCUCAUUAAAGCCAAUGGCAAAUACAUUGCAGUCAAUUGGAAUGCGUCGGGUGGUGGAGCGUUUGCCGUCAUUCCCGUUGGUGAAGUUGGUAAAGCUCCUGAUCAGGUGCCUUUAUUUAGAGGCCACACUGCACAUGUUCUUGAUACGGAUUUCAAUCCCUUUGACGACAAUGUGAUCGUUUCUGGAUCUGACGAUGCGAAAAUUGGAGUUUUCGAAAUUCCCGAAGGUUAUUCGUUCCAAAAUUAUGUGGAUGAAGAAGGUUCCCCGAAGGAUAUCCAUGCCAAAAAGUUUCUGACCGGCCACAACCGAAAAGUGGGACACGUUCUUUUCCAUCCCACGGCCAAAAACGUGCUUGCUUCGUCCUCGUUGGAUCGCACCGUCAAGAUUUGGGAUAUCGACACUGGAGAGUGUUUAUUUACACUUCAGCAUCCAGAUAUGGUGACGUCCAUGUCUUUUAGCUAUAAUGGCGAUCAUUUGGUCACAGUUUCUCGUGACAAGAAACUGAGAGUUUGGGAUGUCAGAAAGGAAGCCGUUGUGAGUGAAGGGCCCGCGCACACGGGUGCUAAGAAUCAAAGGGUCGUUUGGCUCGGAAAUUCUGAUAGAAUAGCGACAACUGGAUUUUCAAAAUUAAGUGACCGUCAAAUCGGUAUCUGGGAUGCCUUCAAUCUUGAGAAGGGGGAUUUGGGCGGAUUUUACACCGUCGAUCAGUCCUCGGGUAUUUUAAUGCCCUUUUAUGACGAUUCUAACAAAAUCUUGUACUUGGUCGGGAAAGGUGAUGGCAACAUCAGAUAUUUCGAAUUUCAGAAUGAUGAGCUAUUCGAACUUUCCGAGUUCCCUUCCACUGAUCCUCAAAGAGGAUUUGCCGUGGCCCCACGUCGUUCCGUUAACGUGAAGGAUAAUGAGGUUUUACGCGGCUACAAAACUGUCUUAGAUCAUUGCAUAGAGCCAGUGUCGUUUUACGUUCCAAGAAAAUCGGAAGGUUUUCAAGACGAUAUCUAUCCUGAUGCUCCCUCGAACACUCCAGCCUUGACUUCAAGGGAAUGGCAGUCUGGGAAGUCAGUGAACGGCCCCGUUCUGUUUAAUGUCAAAGCGCUUUACGACGGUAGCGAUGUGGUAUUGACAGCAGCUGUGGCCGCGUCUGAAACUCAUACUCCACAAGUCGACACACAGAAGAAGUCACCUCUUGUAAAGGAAAGCAGUGCGGGUUUACUUUCGCAGCAAGAGCAACCAUCCUCGCCUGUAGCAAUCUCCACUUCUUCCUCUGCCAAUUCGAGAGCUGACGAAAAAGCGGUUGGUGCGAACACUAAAAGUCAAGCGGAUGACGCUUUGAAGAAGGAUGAAUCCGUUGACAAGCUGCUUGAAAAGGCGCGCAACCUUGACGAAGUCAAUCGUGCGGAAGACCCCUCAAAAGACGUUUCAGACUGGGAAGAUGAUAACGAAAACAAGACUUCGCUAAGUAAUAAAGCUGCAACUCAUGAAAAGAAAGAAAGUGUGCUGGCUGAAAACAGCAGAAGUGCACAAAAUUGUUCCUCAGCUUCGAAAACCACGGCCUCCUCUCAAAAGCUUGAGAAAACAUUCAAACCCGAAACCUUAAAGUCAGAUGUUUCGGAAAACGGCCCUGCAACCACCUUCCAAGUCGAACAACUCCCCGCAAAAGCUGAAAUCAAAGAACAGCCAAAUAAAGCUUCUCCCAGUACUGAAUUGUCCAGUUCUAAUGCGCCACCUGCCGCCAAAUCGAUGGGAUUAAAACAAUCUGUAGAAAAACUAUCCUCUUUAGUGAUACACCUGGAAAGCGUGGUUCAAAAACUCAUUGAAGCGAAUAUUGAGAAAGACAAGAAGCUGGAUCAUUUAACUUCGUUAGUGGAAAACUUAAAUCCUUCUUGA